Hemibagrus wyckioides is the source of this 4237-nucleotide messenger RNA. RefSeq names its product speckle type BTB/POZ protein (gene spop). The record is from RefSeq and is a predicted model, not a curated record. Gene Ontology annotation, molecular function: ubiquitin protein ligase binding. NCBI's taxonomy places the organism in Eukaryota, Metazoa, Chordata, Actinopteri, Siluriformes, Bagridae. Gene Ontology annotation, cellular component: nucleus; cytoplasm. The transcript is spliced from 12 exons. Gene Ontology annotation, biological process: proteasome-mediated ubiquitin-dependent protein catabolic process; regulation of proteolysis. The coding region runs from base 716 to 1840 and encodes 374 amino acids.
UGCUCGUGCGCUUCGGCGCGUGCGUGCGCGCGCCCGACCGACCGACCGAGUGUCGUCACGCGCUUUAACCCGGACGUGAAGAAGCGCAACAGAAAAAAAAAAAAUCCGAUACGGUCGAAGAAAAGAUUUUAAAAAAGGGGGUCCCUGAGAGGAAAAGCAGAACGGCCCACUACUGCGACACAGGGACAGAUAAACACACGGCCUCGACCUACGGGGAGAGAGUGACUGAGAGACACACACACUCACUCACCUGGCUCAGAAAUGGAUACACACCUGCCUCGCCAGAGGAGAAUUUAAUGGACUUUGAUCUGAUAUCGAAAGGGAAGAGAAAGCCAUAUCGAGUUCCAGUUCUGCCAGCAACGAACACCGCUCUGAGGCUACAGCAGGUACAGGCUCACCAUGGCUGGACAGUCGAGGACCUGUAUAUCAUGAUCCAUAUCACGUAUCAUAGAAAAGUCUUCCAAGUAUUGCGGUCCUGUAGCUGAGACAGUUCUCUCGGUGUCCCAUCACUGUUCUUCGAGACCUCUGUACCCCAGUGUGUACUCACUACUAUCAGCAGCUGAGGUGUUGCAGCUUGACACUUGUGAGAGAGUGUGAAGAAGUCCUCUCACUCAGAGAGAGUGUGUGUGUGUGUGUGUGUGUGUGUGUGUGUGUGGGUCUGUCAUCUGCUGGUAGGUGUCGUGCCCCUCAUCACCCCACACACUCAAAGCUGGCGAUGUCCAGGGUCCCGAGUCCGCCCCCUCCCGCUGAGAUGACCAGCGGCCCUGUGGCUGAGAGCUGGUGUUACACACAGAUCAAAGUAGUGAAGUUUUCCUACAUGUGGACCAUCAACAACUUCAGCUUCUGUCGGGAGGAGAUGGGUGAGGUGAUCAAAAGCUCCACCUUUUCAUCGGGAGCAAACGACAAACUCAAAUGGUGUUUGCGGGUGAAUCCGAAAGGCUUGGAUGAGGAGAGUAAAGACUACUUGUCCCUCUACUUGCUCCUGGUUUCCUGUCCCAAGAGCGAAGUGCGUGCGAAGUUCAAGUUCUCCAUCCUCAACGCUAAGGGCGAGGAGACCAAAGCCAUGGAGAGUCAGCGGGCCUACAGGUUCGUGCAAGGCAAAGACUGGGGUUUCAAGAAGUUCAUAAGGCGGGACUUCCUGCUGGAUGAGGCCAAUGGGCUACUACCUGACGACAAACUGACACUCUUCUGUGAGGUGAGUGUGGUGCAGGACUCGGUGAACAUCUCUGGACAGAACACGAUGAACAUGGUGAAGGUUCCGGACUGCAGACUGGCUGAUGAGCUGGGCGGGCUGUGGGAACAUUCACGCUUCACAGACUGCUCACUCUGCGUCGCUGGCCAGGAGUUUCAGGCUCACAAAGCCAUCCUAGCAGCUCGCUCUCCGGUUUUCAGCGCCAUGUUCGAGCAUGAAAUGGAGGAGAGCAAAAAGAACCGAGUGGAGAUUAACGACGUGGAGCCAGAAGUGUUUAAGGAGAUGAUGUGCUUUAUCUACACCGGCAAAGCACCCAACCUGGACAAGAUGGCCGACGACCUGCUUGCUGCCGCUGACAAGUAUGCCUUGGAGCGUUUAAAGGUGAUGUGUGAGGACGCUCUGUGUACCAGUCUGUCUGUGGAGAACGCUGCGGAGAUCCUGAUUCUGGCCGACCUGCACAGUGCCGAUCAGCUCAAAACACAAGCCGUCGACUUCAUCAACUACCAUGCGUCAGAUGUGAUGGAGACAUCCGGCUGGAAGUCCAUGGUGGCGUCUCACCCUCACCUGGUUGCAGAGGCUUACCGUUCCCUGGCGUCAGCACAGUGCCCCUUCCUGGGCCCACCCCGAAAGCGUCUCAAACAGUCAUAGUGCCCUUAGCUUAAACUCACCCAGCCCCCUUGCCAGGACUGCCCACACGGAGGCGCCAUUCUUAAAUUUACCCCAUAACUUCUAAAUAUACUCCCUGUAGGGACUCUAGCCAACCCUUGAUCCUGAGGUACUGUGUUCUGUAGCCUCCCUUCCUGUCCUCCUCAACGUCCUCAGCCCAAAAACCCAGGCGCAUCAGGGAACCUCCUGCAGAACGAUCAUCAAUAGAGGCAGUGCUGUACCCGAGGGUUCCUCCUAGCUCUGCUCCCUCCUCGAUGCCCCUACCCAACUGCCCAGCCUAACCAGGAUAAGUGCGUUUCAGUGGGAUCCUGGAGUCGACGGUGUCUACAGUUUGGAUGAACGGAUGGGCAAGAUGGACAGUGACUACAAAUACUGGACACAAGGAUUCUAACGGUGGACUGUGACUUUCUAUCGGUGGACUGUGACCCCACUGUCCCCUGCGAUGGAUUCUGCUUUACUGUGUGCGUCAUUUGUUCCCUUUCUCAGUGACGGGCGGAUUUUAGGAAGAGAAAAACAAACCCGGCUAUCGUCGGGGAACUGCAGCGCUUUCAAAUAGGUAGCUUGUCUCCUUAUGAUGACAUCAGCAUUUCGUUCCGAUGUUCACGUAGGUCAUGUGUCUCUUUUCGAUGACAUUUUCUCCUCAGUCUGUCGCGAGUGUAAGACCCUGAAGAAAGUGACUUUAACCGAACCUUUCUUGCUGCCGUUCUCUGACCCCGACUCCUGAUUGGCCAGUUGGAGAAUAAGAGGCACAGAUGGGACUUCCUGUACGUCUCCUGUGUAUUGGAGAGUGCGUGAUUGCACAGCUCGAUGGAAAAGGGUUGAAAGAAGGGGAGUAAUGUAAAUACAAGGUUCUAUUUCUUUUGAUGUUUUAUUUGAGAUUUUAUCCUCCUUGUAGCACUUCUGUAUUUAAACCCAGGCUUUCUGUAUGAAAACAAAAACUACAAAAAAAAAAGAUAAUAAACUUGGCUGUGCUCAUGUUUGUUCUUCCAUUGUUGUACUGCCAUGUUUACCCAUAUUUCUGCCUUUUUUGUCCCUUCAAGUGUAUUCUGAGAUUUAUGGAAAUAAGUCUAGCUGACAGUUAGCUGAAGGCUCUUUUCGCACGGGUCUCUGGGUGAAGAUAAAGCAGUUAUUCCUAGCUGUUUUGAUUGGGGAUUCAGAAAAAAUAAAACCUCCACAGUGAGAAUCACAGCACAAAAAUGAAAGCCACCUCUUCAAAGUAGGGAGCGUAAAUGACCUCUCUUUUCUUCUGCAGAGCUACAGAGUGAAAUAAUGAUGCACUUGUUCAGAUCCGGGGAAACAUCACUUCUUGUUAAAGUCUGUAUUUGACAAGCAAGAACACACACAGAGUUCCUGCUGUAGAUUUGCCUGCUGAGUGCUUUUGGAAGUGCGCUGUACUCUUGCUCAUCCUGUAUGCUAACGUUGGACGAAGCGGUUCCGCUACGCUCGUGAGCUUAACUAACUUUGGAGAAGUGCAAAGAACAAAGCUGAUGAAGGGACUACUGCUGCUGCUGCUGGUGGUGGUGGUGGUGGUGGAGAGGGGGUGGACUUGCAUACGCAGAUGCAGUAGGUUUCUAAAUAUGGAGCUGCGCUGACAAACACGUCCAAGAGACGACACGCAUGUGUGGCAGCUGGGGGAAAACCUGUUAUGGCGCCGAGGCAGAAUUCUGGCAAAGACCCAAAACAGAUGAAGAAUGUCUGGUGCCAGAGGAGGAGUUGUUUUUUCCCCCCUCUGAUUGCACAACAUGAAGCUGCAGUUUGUUGUCUGAUAAAUUUCAUGAGAGGGGGAAAAAAAAAGAGUAGUUAGUGAAGAAAUGUUUAUAGUGUUUAUAGCUGCUGUAGUGGAAGUGAUAACAGGAAGACAUGGGUUCAUCAACGGUUAAUGAAAAUGAGUUAUCUCCUCACCAUGGCACCUGUUAGUGGGUGGGAUAUAUUAGGCAACAAGUGAACAUUUUGUCCUCAAAGUGGAUGUGUUAGAAGCUAAAGGGCUAGAUUGUGAUGGCUAGAUGACUGGCUCAGAGCAUCUCCAAAACUGCAGCUCGUGUGGGGUGUUCCCAUUCUGCAGUGGUCAGUAUCUAUCAAAAGUGGUCCAAGGAAGGAACAGUGGUGAACCCGGCAGCCAAGGCUCACUGAGGAGCGAAGGCUGGCCCGUGUGAUCCGAUCCAGCAGACGAGCUACUGUUGCUCAAAUUGGUCAAGAAGUUAAUGCUGGUUCUGAUAGAAAGGUGUCAGAACACAGUGCAUGACGGGUCAGGGCUGUUUUGGCAGCAAAAAGGGGACCGACACCAAUAUUAGGCAGGUGGUCAUAAUGUUAUGCCUGGUCAGUGUAUACUGUAUGAAAUUUCCUCCGAUCACUACGUUCAAUAAAAGUGCCGUUAUCGUA